AUGUCUUCCUCUUCUCAGAACUCGACCUGGUACUCCGACGAGGAGAUCGACCGGAUCUUUGCCGAGGUGUCCGCCGAGGGCGAGGGCGAGACCGCGACCGCGACCACCAGUCCUCCGGGCCCAGAAGAAGCCGCCGCCGCCGAGUCCUUCCCCUCCCAAGAGGAGAUUGACGCCGCGUUUGCCGAAAUGGCGGCCGAGGAGGAGGAGGCCGAUGACGAAACCCACCAGACCAUCACACCUGCGGCCUUAGCAGCAGCGCCUGCGCGGUUUGUCCCCGUGGACGAGAUGUCUGGCGAGGAAGCAGCAGCACCAACACCAGCAGCGGCAACAACAACAACAAACGCAGUGACCGUGACCUCAGCCGCGGCGAGCGCACACACAAGCGCACGGCCGGGUCCGAGUCCGCGUCCGCGUCCGGGUGCCGAGCCCUCCUCCUCCUCCUCCUCAAACAAGCCCAAGAACAACAACAAGACUACCCGCGGCUCGGACAGCCAGAGCCAUAACCAGAAAAAGCGCCCGGGCCGGCCGUCAAAGACGUCUUCGUCUUCAACCCUGCCGCCGCACAAACAGCCAAAGUCCGGGUCCGGGUCCGGGUCCGGGUCCGGGUCCAACUUGAAGACGCCCAAGCACCCCCGCAACCAACAAGCGGCCGCCGAGCUUGCCCUCAAGUACAAGGUCGAAGCGGCCAACAACACGGCGGCCGUCUUCGCGGGCGGCAUCGGCGGCCGCAACUGCUUUGAGAACCGUGUUGCGGCAUUCCAGCGCGCUAGGGAAAGGGAACUGGAAAGGGAGAGGGAGAGGCAGAGGUUGAACGACGCCCAGGGCGUUGCUUCGGUACAUGCUGCUGCCACUGCCACCGGGCAAGGCAGCAAGAACAACAAGAAGCGGCCUGCGCCUGAGGAUGAUGGGGAUGAUGAUGUUGUUGUUGUUGUUGAGGUUGUUGACGUGGGUCAGGGUGCGGGUGCGGGUGCUCAGGGGUCGGGGUCACCGGCGCCGCCGCCAGCGAAGCGGCCGUGUCAUGCUGUUGCCGGGUCUCACGCCGAUCCCAUCAUCAUCGCGUGA
Molecule: messenger RNA, 1062 nt
Organism: Canariomyces notabilis
Lineage: Eukaryota; Fungi; Ascomycota; Sordariomycetes; Sordariales; Chaetomiaceae
Exons: 1
Coding region: 1-1062 (353 amino acids)
Source: RefSeq, a predicted model, not a curated record